AUGACGAAACAAAACUCUCUGAAUAAUAAUGUGGCGAAACUUGUUGGUAGGGCAUUGUUCGAGAAAAUAGGUAAACCUACCAAGAUUGUGGCUCCAAUGGUUGAUCAAUCAGAGCUAGCUUGGAGAAUUUUGUCCAGGAGGUAUGGAGCAACCUUGGCAUACACUCCAAUGUUACACGCCAAGUUAUUUGCCUCAUCUGAGAAAUACAGAAAUGAUAUGUGGUGUGAACUUGAUGGGAAUGAAGAAAUAGACAGGCCGCUAGUCGUACAAUUUUGUGCAAAUGAUCCUGAUUACCUUUUACAGGCUGCCAGAUUAGUGCAGGAUAAAUGUGAUGCAGUAGAUUUAAAUUUGGGGUGUCCACAAGGCAUUGCGAAAAAAGGCCAUUAUGGUGCAUUUUUAAUGGAUGAGUGGGAACUAGUCUCCAAGUUGAUUAGAAACUUACAUGAGAAUCUUGAUGUCCCUGUCACAGCUAAGAUCAGGAUCUUUCCAGAAAAGGAGAAGACUUUAGAGUACGCCAAGAUGGUAUUAGACGCUGGCGCUCAAUUUCUAACAGUACAUGGCAGACUUCGGGAACAAAAAGGACAACAAACUGGGAUAGCAGACUGGGAAACGAUGAAAUACUUGAGAGACAAUCUACCGGAAGACACCGUUUACUUUGCAAACGGUAACAUCCUUUACCCUGAGGAUAUUGACCGGUGCAUGAAGACCAUUGGCUGCGAUGCAGUAAUGAGCGCAGAAGGAAAUUUGUAUAACCCUGGUGUCUUCAACACAGAACACAUUGAUGACAAGGAUAAAACAUUCCCUCGUGUAGAUAAAAUAACUCGAGAAUAUUUUGAAAUUGUAAAACAGCACGAGACUAGCAAAGCAUCGAAAGGCGCAAUGAAAGCUCAUUUUUUCAAGAUUUUAAGACCUUUCCUCAACAUUCACACUGAUAUCAGAGCAAAUCUUGCUACCUUAUCUGCAAAAGCUCCCCUAGAAGACUGGGAAGAGAAGGUUGUUAUUCCAGUUGAACGUAUAGUAGCUGAAAUCUUCGAGCAGAAGGAUAUAGAGGAAAAAGAUGUUAUCAGUACUGGUGAAAUACAAUUAUGGGGCGGAGCAUACAAAACCGUUCCAUAUUGGAGGUGCCAACCGUACUUCAGGCCUGUAAACGGCGUCACCGCAGAUAAGAGAGUAACAGAUGCUCUAAACUCAGCUGUCAAAGGCUCUCAAUCCGAUUCUAUGGUGGAAAAUGACAACGCAUCUAUCAAAAGAACAUCUGACCACACAUUAGAAAGUGAUAAGAAGAAAGAGCCCAAAGUUUAA
Messenger RNA from Eremothecium sinecaudum, 1302 nucleotides. It is a transcript of the gene DUS1, whose product is annotated as tRNA dihydrouridine synthase. Gene Ontology annotation, biological process: tRNA processing. The record is from RefSeq and is a predicted model, not a curated record. The transcript has a single exon. The coding region runs from base 1 to 1302 and encodes 433 amino acids. Gene Ontology annotation, molecular function: tRNA dihydrouridine synthase activity; flavin adenine dinucleotide binding. NCBI's taxonomy places the organism in Eukaryota, Fungi, Ascomycota, Saccharomycetes, Saccharomycetales, Saccharomycetaceae.